Messenger RNA from Cantharellus anzutake, 450 nucleotides. RefSeq lists its product as uncharacterized. Lineage: Eukaryota; Fungi; Basidiomycota; Agaricomycetes; Cantharellales; Hydnaceae. Bases 15 to 254 code for a protein of 79 amino acids. The record is from RefSeq and is a predicted model, not a curated record. The transcript has a single exon.
AGUGUCGGAAAUCCAUGGCGCGCAUAAAACAAGUGCUGAACGAAAGGAGACUAGCCUACCUUGGCGCUGUUGAACUCGUGUCAAAGGGGCAAGGGAGCAAUGUAUCCCAAGCAUCAUCUGAAAUGAGUGGUCAUACCGCCACAACCAGUAGUCCUACCCCACCCGCUACAACCCCUCUUUCAACCACUACACCUACUACACCAGCAUCCACCACAUCUACACCCCAGGGUGAAAGCCCAACUUUCUCAACAUAAUCAAAACGUGUACAUUACUGCAUGAUCAUUAAUUCUACAUUAUAUCUCCUCCCUGACGCCGCAUUUUCUUGUUCGCGCCCAAUCCAACAUCUCAUUUGUCACCCAGCAAUCUCGUAUUGACUUGUUUUCGUACAUUUCAAUCUGCUUUGUCCCCUGCCGAAGUAGAUACUCCACAGUGCCGACAUCUCGAGCCAAU